CUUAAUUAUAAUCGUCCUGUAAUUGUCCAUUAAGAUGCAAAUCCACCAAUAUUUGAAAAGGAUUCCCCACUUUAGCUUGUCCACCAAACUCUCAAAUCUAUACCUCUAAUUUUUGUUCACUCUGCAAAACUCUAGCAGAUUCCCUAGAUUCCCUGAUGAAGGGCUCAAAUUCAAUCUCGGAGAACGAAAAGAACAGCAAUAUUGAUGUUCACAAGAGAGAAGACGAUUCCGCUUCUCAUAAUUGGCCUAGUUCCAUAAGGAUCACGGUUUCACAUGGGCAAAACCUUCACGACGUCGUUGUGCCCGCUAACUCUACUUUUGGGGAUCUGAAAUUAAUGGUUACCCAAAAUAUUGGUUUGGAUCCUGAGAUGCACAAGCUCUUGUUCAGAGGAAAAGAAAAAGAAGAUAAUGAACAUCUUCAGUUCGCAGGUGUGAAGGACAUGUCAAAGGUAUUACUCAUGGAGGAUACGACAUGCACAGAGGAAAGGCCUGUAGAAGUUGCACAAACAAGUGUGGUUUCAAAAGGAGGUGCUGCUGUUGCUGAAAUCAGAAAAGAAGUUGACAAGCUUUCUGAACAGGUGUCUGCAUUGCAAGUUGUUGUGGAUGGUGGAACCAAGAUUGAUGAUAAGGAUAUUGUUUAUGUAACAGAGAUGCUUAUGAGACACUUGCUUAAAUUGGACGGCAUUGAAGCUGAAGGAGAAGGGAAAGUGCAAAGGAAGAUGGAGGUGCGCCGUAUCCAGAGCUUUGUGGAGACAAUGGACAUCCUUAAGUCAAAGAACUCCAAUCCCUUUAGCAACACCGACAAUUCUGUUUCAGUUUCAACUGAGUGGGAGACGUUUGAAUCUGGUUCUGGAAGUGUAAAUUCCAUGCCCACUGGACCAUCUUCUACUAAGGUAAUUCAGGAUUGGGAUCAAUUUGGCUAGUCCAUUUCUGGAUUGUACUAUCACAAUUCACAAAGUCCGGAGUACAAAAUGCAUUAAACACUUGCAUUGUUUUGAUAUUCAGAGGCUCUAGGCCUAGUAAAAAUUUUGAUGUAUAGACCAGUGGUUAUUAUUACAUAUCAAUCUCCAUUGAUGUAAAUUGACCUUAUCCAUUCUUCCUUUCGAUGCUUUAAAGAGCCUUAUAUCC
Molecule: messenger RNA, 1128 nt
Organism: Olea europaea var. sylvestris
Lineage: Eukaryota; Viridiplantae; Streptophyta; Magnoliopsida; Lamiales; Oleaceae
Product: BAG family molecular chaperone regulator 4
Exons: 4
Coding region: 156-923 (255 amino acids)
Biological process (GO): protein stabilization
Cellular component (GO): cytoplasm
Molecular function (GO): protein-folding chaperone binding; adenyl-nucleotide exchange factor activity
Source: RefSeq, a predicted model, not a curated record